Drosophila subpulchrella is the source of this 1339-nucleotide messenger RNA. RefSeq lists its product as uncharacterized. The transcript has 2 exons. The record is from RefSeq and is a predicted model, not a curated record. NCBI's taxonomy places the organism in Eukaryota, Metazoa, Arthropoda, Insecta, Diptera, Drosophilidae. Bases 5 to 1258 code for a protein of 417 amino acids.
CAUAAUGCCUGAGGAAAUGACCCAUAAGGCGCCCGAGUGGCUGACCGAGGAAUACGUGACGAAAAAGUUAAGACUCUACUUCAAGAAUGACACUCUGAAUGUGGAGAAACUAGAGAUCAGGCCGGCGACAGCAAAUGGAGAAAACUACGCAAGUGUGAUGACCCGAAUUAAAGUGGAGUACACCACAGAGGAUUCUAAGGAUAAGGAGAAUACAACGUUCCUACUGAAAACCACGUUUGCCGACAAAGAUCCGGCGGCCCAUUUGCUCUUCAACUACGGGAUCUACACGAGGGAAAUGGACAUGUACGAGCAGAUCCUGCCCCGAUUGGCAGAUAUAGUGAGGGAUGAGCUCCACGAUUCCCGGAAACUGUUUGCGGCUACCGUGAACGUAGAUCGAGAGCGGGACUCGAUAAUGUUCGAGGACCUUUCCCUUGAGAAGUACAAAGUGGCUUGUCGCGUAAAGAAAUUGGACCUGGAGCACACCCAUCUGGUCCUGGAAAAACUGGCUGAUUUCCAUGCUGCUGGAGCAGUUCUAGCCGAGCGCCAGCGUGGGAUCUUUGAAAAGAACUACGAUCGAGGAUUUUUUAACAAACAUGUUCGCGGCUACGAACCCGUUAUGAAGAAUUUUUUGAAAGCCUUGUCGCGCACCCUAGAGUUAAAUCAGGAUCUGAAAGAACGUUACCAGGGGAAGAUUGAUCGGCUCAUCGAUAAUGUAAUGGAUUACGGUGAGCGAUCGACGUCUGUUAAUCCCGGUGAUUUUGUGACCCUGGCCCAUGGAGAUAUUUGGACUACCAAUGUUAUGUUCCAAUACGAUGAUGAAGGUCAUCCCAUAAAUGCCAUCUUUAUCGACUUCCAGUUUAGUGUUUGGAACUCUCCGGCCAUCGAUCUGCACUAUUUCUUUUCGACCUCGAUCCAAGAGAAUCUUCGCCUGCAGCAUCAGACAGAGCUGGUCCAAUUUUAUUAUUAUAAGCUCGUGAAGGCUCUGAAAAAGGUAAACUAUUUGGGCAAGGUUCCCAGUUUAUUUGAGUUCCAACUACAGUUCAGGGCGAAAGCUUUUUAUGCUGUAUUUUCGUCACUGAUUUUUGAACCUACCAUGGUGUAUAAUGGCAAAGAAGAGCCGUCCAUAGAGAGCUUUAUGACCACUGAUGAGAAGGGAGUUCGAUUGAGGGAUGCAGUCUAUCAGACAGAAGAAAAUAGAAAUAAAUUGCCUCUAACGCUGCCGUUCCUCGAUCAGUGGGGAUUGUUUGACGAAAUGUAAACAAGUGUGCUUAAAUCUUAAAUUGUAUUUCAUAUUUCAUCUAAUAUUUUCAAAAAUCCAUUAAAAAUUGUAAUGUAAAAA